Sclerotinia trifoliorum is the source of this 1100-nucleotide messenger RNA. NCBI's taxonomy places the organism in Eukaryota, Fungi, Ascomycota, Leotiomycetes, Helotiales, Sclerotiniaceae. The record is from the annotation of a GenBank genome assembly.
CUUAUCCCAUCCUUUCGCUUAAAGAAGCAAUCUUACAAGAAAUCUAUUUCAAACAUGAUUUGGACAGAUCGAGCAGCUCGAUGAAUCUGUAAUUAAACUCUAGUAUUUAUGUUUGGCACUUGCUAUGCUACGUAAAUUUCCGUAGGAGAAUUCUUACAACGCCGAUUCGUCUACCACAGACAGCUAUCUUAGAGAUAAGUUUCGGACAGCUAGAAGAAUGGCAUCCAGGAGAAAGAAGGCGAGCUCUCAACCAAAGCCACCCAGGAACAGAAAGAAGGGCCCUUCAGAUGUCCGUGUUAGGAAAGAUGGGUGAUAUACUACGUACUUUAAAUACUGUAUUUUUGCCGAUUUUUGGAAUAGCGCCCAAAUACGGUUGCCAGCUUGGAGACUUUUCCACUCGAUAUUGCAUACCACACAUCAUGGAACAUCUUGGCUAGGCGAACUCGGUUCCUCUCGGCUUGACUUGUCCGAGAUGUACAAUUUAUACAAACUUUUAUACCAAUUAAAGAUCGAGCUGCGACGUGCGGUUGACGUUCUUGCUUGAUACAACUCUCCACCCGCUCAAAUUCCACAGUAUAAAUUUACCAACGACUGGCAUGACCUAGGACAUGGAUAUGACCUUUGGACCAAGCAGUUUUCAUGGGAGCAUCCACUUCGAAUUCGACGCAAAAGGCCUGGUAACACCACUUUAGGUCCAUCUCGAUUUCUCCUCGAGUUUGUAUAUCCGCGGGUCCCCAAAGAUGCCUCGGAUCUUCAUCCUGGGAAAGUCCUAAGAAGACGUCUCCGAGAAAGCCAAGAAGAUUAUUACUUCUUUGCGAGGCCACGUCAUUACCAGAAAUAUAUCUGCACGCCAAUGCACGAUUGAUCCGGCUGGCCCAUCCUUUGAAAAGAAGGGGACGAUGCGGAAUUAGCUUUCAAGUCGAGCCAUUUACCUAAACUGUUCAAUAUGGGGCUGGGGAUUUGGGAGGAGGAAGCCACAAAGGUCAUUUUGAGCUCUAUGGAGGUGGCUUAUGAUAGGAAGCAUUGGAAAUGGUAUUAGGAGAAUUGUUUGGCUGUGGCAACGAAAUCGCGUAAGCUUCCAGUAUAUUUGGGCUUCGCGU